Messenger RNA from Penicillium subrubescens, 1566 nucleotides. RefSeq names its product fungal specific transcription factor domain-containing protein. Gene Ontology annotation, molecular function: zinc ion binding; DNA binding; DNA-binding transcription factor activity, RNA polymerase II-specific. Gene Ontology annotation, biological process: regulation of DNA-templated transcription; DNA-templated transcription. Bases 1 to 1566 code for a protein of 521 amino acids. The transcript is spliced from 4 exons. The record is from RefSeq and is a predicted model, not a curated record. Lineage: Eukaryota; Fungi; Ascomycota; Eurotiomycetes; Eurotiales; Aspergillaceae. Gene Ontology annotation, cellular component: nucleus.
AUGAGGAAGGCCAAGGCUUGUGCAGCUUGCCGUGAACGCCGACGGAGGUGCGACAUCCGUGCAUCAGGCUCUCCAUGCACGUUCUGCAUUGCUCGAGGUCUUAGGUGUACAGCUGCACGUCUGACUGGAAAUGCUGCCGAUGUGGGAGAUGGCCUGUCACCUUCUUCCGAUCCAACCACGAGUGGACCUGUCCCUUUAUACAAAGAGGGGAUACAGAGCAGCCAUUCACCAUCCCAAUCUGUUUGCGCCGAAUUGGUAAAGCUCUAUUUCGACUAUGUACAUGACCAAUUUCACUCUCUUUUUCAUCAGCCAAGUUUCGAAAAGGACAUGGCUCGAGGCAAGGCCCCGAAAAUCUUGUUGUAUGGCAUGAUGGCCCUGUCAGCAAGGUUCUCAAAAAACGCGGCUUUUCACGGCACAGAUCCUCGACUGAGAGGGAAGACUUACGCAAAGGCUUGUGCGAAUCUACUUGAUUGGAAUCAGGUCUCCUUGACAACAAUUCAAGCAUGCGUUUUGCUUGGCGCAAUUGCAGUUACGGAGGGGAAUUCGGCGUCGGAGAACAUCUACUACGCCGUCGCCUGCCGGAUUGCCCAGCUGCUAGAUCUUCCGAACUGUAAGAUGGAGAGCAGAGUAGAACAGGAGAUCAAUAUUCGAACGUGGUGGAGUUUGUGCAUGAUCGAUGUCUGGUCUUCCACUGGUGUGCGACUCCCACGACUGCUCCCCCCGAAGGAAAACGUUUCAUUACCGAUAGAUGAGGUUGUGUUUCUGGGAAUGAGUCGCGAUCGUGGUUUUGACGAGACAAUUCAAACGAGCAGGAAUUCUUCACUUCUGGCGGAAAUGGUCCGCUUGAAUUAUAUUCUGCAACAAAUCAACGAUUUCAAUAUCCGAGUGGCCGAAUCCAAACUCGAUUCCGUCGCUAUCCAAGGCGACCUAGAGGAUCUUUCCUCACAGCUUGACAGGUGGCUUGAUGAGCUCCCCGAUCACAUUCGAGACACCCGCGAAAACCUGGAACGUUUUUCUGCCUUGGGUCUAGGUCGUGUGUUUGUGGCAAUCUACCUAGGGUACUAUCACUUUGGACAGAUGCUUUUCUACCGCUUUCUUCACGAAGACUCGCAGUCGACUAGUCUCCGCACCCGACACUAUGCCAACAAAUGCAAGGAGCAUGCUGGUAGACUAUGUGAUAUUGUCUACGCAUCGGAGACCGUGCCCAACUGCGACGCAAAGUACAACAUGGUAGGGCAUGUUCUUGUCAUUGCGUCAACGGUGCAAAUUCACAGCCUUCUAUUCGAAUCAAACGAUACAAAUGUCGCUCUGGCGAAGGAGCGACUGGAGAAAAACUUUUGCAUCCUAACGCAACUCUGUGCGGUCUGGCCAACAUUGGACGUCUGUAUGGAUCGUCUCAUGGCAUUCCACAAGGCUUGCAGAGAGUCUGCAGAUACAAGUUUCUGCAUGGAUCAAUGGAUGGUACGAUUCUUGGUAGAGUUUGCAAGCCCUGUCACGGACAAAACCUCUCAUGCAAGCGAUGGAAGUCAAUGGUCGCUAGCGGAAUUGGGCAUCACCUCCGACUGA